AUGAGCAAGUCUCAGCCAUAUAUACCACCCCUCAUCGGGUGGCUGUACGAUUUGACCCUGUGGACGUUUUCUGUGCUUAUCGACCUUUUCUUCCGCGAGGUACACCCUCGAGGAUCGUGGAAAAUUCCCCGCCGUGGUCCGAUUAUCAUUGUCGCUGCUCCUCAUGCGAACCAGUUCGUCGAUUCCCUAGUCCUGAUGCGCGUUAUCCGCAGCGAAGCCCACCGUCGCAUCUCAUGGCUUAUUGCUGAAAAGUCUUUCCGGCGCAAGUUUAUUGGCGUAUUGGCGCGUGGUAUUGGAACACUUCCUGUAGCUCGAGCUAUGGAUAACUUGAAAGCUGGACAGGGCACAGUGUAUCUUCCCGAUCCGGUCGACGAGCCCACCCUUUUGCGUGGCGUUGGUACGAAUUUUGAAGGCCCUGGUUUCGAGGUAGACGGAACAAUUGCACUGCCGACAAUCAACGGAACCUCCCACAGUGCAGCUAUUGCGGAGAUUCAUGGCCCUGAGGAACUAGUACUGAAGAAGGCCUUCAAGCACCGAGAUGCGCUGUUCCAGUUGACGGGAAGGAAAGACAUUGAUGACGAUGGCAACUUCACAGGAGAUGCUGCUAGCAAGACUUCAGACUUUAAGGGGUCAAAGUUUAAGGUUGCUCCGCACGUGGAUCAAACUGCAGUCUACAAGGCUGUGUUUGGACGACUGAAUGCCGGCGGCUGCGUCGGUAUUUUCCCCGAAGGUGGUAGUCAUGACCGCCCUUCACUAUUGCCACUAAAAGCUGGUGUUGCUCUGAUGGCCCUCGGUACCCUGGCAGACAAUCCAGAUUGUGGUCUGAAGAUAGUGCCCUGUGGCAUGAACUAUUUCCAUGCCCAUAAGUUCCGUUCCAGAGCUGUUAUUGAGUUUGGCAACCCGAUUGAAGUCCCCAGGGAGUUGGUAGAGCAAUUCAAGCAGGGCGAGCGUCGCGAAUCUGUUGGCAAGCUCUUGGACAUCAUCUAUCAAAGCCUCUUUGCCGUUACCGUUACCAGCCCAGAUUAUGAUACUCUCAUGGUUAUUCAAGCGGCUCGUCGUUUGUACAACACCAAGGGAAAGAAGCUUCCUCUUCCCAUGGUUGUGGAACUCAACCGUCGCCUUGUCAAAGGAUAUGCACACUUCAAAGACGAUCCACGCAUCGUAAGUAUGCGACAGUCUAUUGUGAGUUAUAACAAGCAGCUUCGUAUCCUUGGGAUUCGGGACCAUCAGGUCGCCUAUGCCAAAUUCUCUAUCAUACAGGUAAUUGCUACGUUGAUAUACCGCUUGGUGAAACUGGCUUUACUUGCUAUUGGUACUCUGCCUGGUCUCAUCCUCUUUGCCCCUGUAUUUGUCGCCACCAAAUAUCUAUCGAUCAAGAAGUCAAAGGAAGCUUUAGCUGCUUCUACUGUUAAGCUUCAAGGCCGGGAUGUCAUGGCUACUUGGAAGCUACUAAUUGCCCUUGCCUUCGCUCCGGCCGUAUAUGCGUCUUACACAACUGCAUUUACCUAUUGGACUUACCGUAACCGCAUUCAAGGCAUAGUGCCGGAAUGGGUGCCACUCUGGUUGGUGGUACUAAUUGCUAUGGUCGUGUUCCCUACCGUCACAUUUGCUGCUCUGCGUAUUGGCGAGGUAGGAAUGGAUAUCGUCAAGUCUCUUCGGCCGCUUGUCUUGUCCCUAAACCCGUCCUCUGCAAACACUUUGGUGAAACUUCGAGAGAGACGCGCAGCACUUGCUAUGCAGGUGACAGAGGCCAUCAACACGAUGGGUCCGGAACUUUUCCCCGACUUUGAUGCUGCUCGGAUCGUCACCGAUCCGAUUAGCGAAGUCAACCAUGGUGAUGAGACGCAAAUCAAGCCAUCUCGUGAUGAAGACCUGCGUGACGAGUCACCCUCUUUAGAUUCUCUGCCACGCAACGAGUCGUUCCACAACCUCGCCAAUAUUGGCUUCUUCUCCACUAGACCUCCUACCCGCAGCCAUAGUCGCAACAGCUCGGUGGGACCCCGCCCAGGCUCUCGGAAUCUGAAGCCGCUCAGCCCGCUCACCAGCAAGGAUUCCUUGGAGGAUGUCAGUUCACGCAUUCGGGAUGCGAUGCGCGAGCGUGGUGAGCGGCGUCGCCGACAGAGUGAGGAUGGAAGCUGGGAUAUGGCCAGUUCCGGCUCCCAUACACCUUCUAGUAGUGAUGAGUACCGAAAAGACCUAUGA
Molecule: messenger RNA, 2202 nt
Organism: Penicillium taxi
Lineage: Eukaryota; Fungi; Ascomycota; Eurotiomycetes; Eurotiales; Aspergillaceae
Product: putative glycerol-3-phosphate acyltransferase Sct1
Exons: 4
Coding region: 1-2202 (733 amino acids)
Biological process (GO): phospholipid biosynthetic process
Cellular component (GO): endoplasmic reticulum membrane
Molecular function (GO): glycerone-phosphate O-acyltransferase activity; glycerol-3-phosphate O-acyltransferase activity
Source: RefSeq, a predicted model, not a curated record